AUGGCCAUGGAGAUUCUUGUAUCCUUAGUGUUGCUGAUUCUGGGUAUUUGUAUUCUCAUCAUAAUUCACAUCAUCAUAGUUGGACGAGUUUUCAGGGGAGAUUCAGAUAUCAUCUCCUCCUCCGAAACAGCAGCUCAUAGAACCAACAACAGAAGGAGAAGAAGACCAAGCAUGGCCAUAGAUGACAUCAAGAAACUGCCCUCUUUUGAGUUCAAGCUCGAGGAAGAAGAAGAAAACGGCGCUGCCAUUAAUGGUUUGAUGGAAUGUGCAGUGUGUUUAGAGACUUUCAAAAUGCUAGAGAUUUGCAGGCUGUUGCCUCUCUGCAAGCAUAUGUUUCAUCUCCAGUGUAUUGACUUAUGGCUUGCGAAAACCGCAGCUUGUCCCAUCUGCAGGACUGAUGUUGGGUUAGGCGAUCCAAUCGAAGUUGGAGAUGGGUUGACCUAA
Messenger RNA from Impatiens glandulifera, 444 nucleotides. RefSeq names its product RING-H2 finger protein ATL39-like. Bases 1 to 444 code for a protein of 147 amino acids. The record is from RefSeq and is a predicted model, not a curated record. Lineage: Eukaryota; Viridiplantae; Streptophyta; Magnoliopsida; Ericales; Balsaminaceae. The transcript has a single exon.